AUGCUGAGAUAUCGAUCACCAAUCAAAUCACAAUCAUCGUGGUCGCCUUACUCGCUGUCACCCGUCAGUAAAAGCAGCCAGUGGCUCCUUCUUUCACCAAGGAAAUCGGUUAGGAAGAUACCAAAGGCACCUUUUAAGAUUCUCGACGCUCCUGAUUUACAGGACGAUUUUUACCUGAAUUUACUCGAUUGGUCAUCGCAGAAUGUCCUUUCUGUCGGUUUGGGAUCGAGCGUCUACCUUUGGAAUGCGUGCUCUAGUCAAGUGACGCGCCUUCACGACUUAUCAGCUCAACAGGACGAAGUCGCAUCGGUUGCAUGGUCGGAUAAGGGGCACACCCUGGGAAUCGGCACCAAACGUGGGUACGUCCAACUGUGGGAUGUCGAUGCCGAGAAGCACAUUCGGUCCAUGUCGGGCCACACUUCGAGAGUCGGCGCUCUGGCUUGGAAUUCUGAUUCGCUCGUCUCGGGAAGUCGAGAUCGACGGAUUUUCUACCGGGAUACCAGAAGUCCGGACAUGUUUCUCUCGUUUCUUACGGCACACACGCAAGAGGUGCGCGGUCUCAAGUAG
This is a messenger RNA of Corticium candelabrum, 567 nucleotides long. RefSeq names its product fizzy-related protein homolog. The transcript has a single exon. Gene Ontology annotation, cellular component: anaphase-promoting complex. Gene Ontology annotation, molecular function: protein binding; anaphase-promoting complex binding; ubiquitin ligase activator activity. The record is from RefSeq and is a predicted model, not a curated record. Lineage: Eukaryota; Metazoa; Porifera; Homoscleromorpha; Homosclerophorida; Plakinidae. Gene Ontology annotation, biological process: anaphase-promoting complex-dependent catabolic process; positive regulation of anaphase-promoting complex-dependent catabolic process; positive regulation of ubiquitin protein ligase activity. Bases 1 to 567 code for a protein of 188 amino acids.